This is a messenger RNA of Filobasidium floriforme, 990 nucleotides long. RefSeq names its product putative Rho GTPase. Bases 109 to 717 code for a protein of 202 amino acids. Gene Ontology annotation, cellular component: cell projection; cell cortex; plasma membrane. The record is from RefSeq and is a predicted model, not a curated record. Gene Ontology annotation, biological process: small GTPase-mediated signal transduction; actin filament organization; regulation of cell shape. Gene Ontology annotation, molecular function: protein kinase binding; GTP binding; GTPase activity. The transcript has 7 exons. NCBI's taxonomy places the organism in Eukaryota, Fungi, Basidiomycota, Tremellomycetes, Filobasidiales, Filobasidiaceae.
AUUCGAUCUUGUUCGCUACUCGGUCAGGAAACAGCCCAACGAGGAAAACACGUCGCAAACCGCUUGAGCUCAAGCACAGGCACGCGUUGAGAGGAAAGCGGUAGUAACAUGGCCAUGCAGAGUAUCAAGUGUGUGGUAGUCGGGGAUGGAGCUGUCGGCAAGACUUGUCUCUUGAUUUCUUACACCACAAAUGCGUUUCCUGGCGAAUACGUGCCUACCGUGUUCGACAAUUACUCUGCCAACGUCUUGGUAGACGGGAACCCCGUAUCGCUAGGUCUCUGGGAUACAGCAGGUCAAGAGGACUACGACCGGCUGCGACCCCUAUCUUACCCGCAGACAAAUGUCUUCUUGGUCUGUUUCUCUAUCGCUAGUCCACCUAGCUUCGAGAACGUCAAGACCAAGUGGUACCCAGAGGUCUCGCACCAUGCUCCGGGCGUACCGGUGAUCCUCGUCGGGACUAAACUGGAUUUGCGAGACGACCCCCUUACCCUCCAACGAUUGCGAGAGAGACGGUUCGCACCGGUGACGUAUGCGCAGGGAUCUCAGAUGGCCAAAGAGAUCGGUGCGGUGAAAUACCUCGAGGUGAGUCUGGCAUCAUCCCUCACGCAAAAGGGAUUGAAGAACGUCUUUGACGAGGCGAUCAAGACCGUCCUCGCCCCGUCUGACAGGAGCGGGGGGAUGAGCAAGCGAAAGAAGAAGAACUGUGUGAUUCUCUAGACGGGUGUUGCGAACAGGCAACAGCGCCAUACAACGGGAGUGUCCCUGUGGACAGAUUAGAGGGGUAGAAGCCGAAAGCGCACAAGGCUAGGUCAUUUGACUGCGGGGAUUGAGCAUGGGUCCUCGGUCGCUGCUGUGGGAUAGAGAAAUUGCUGUAAAAUCGGGUUGCGGAGAAUACUUUGUAAAAUGCAAGGAUGGGAAUCAAAACCAGGAGACAUGGAUUAGAGAUGUGACGACGACCGAGUGGAUCACUUCCCCCCGGGACAUGCAUGC